This is a messenger RNA of Hipposideros armiger (great roundleaf bat), 1545 nucleotides long. It is a transcript of the gene PTPMT1, whose product is annotated as protein tyrosine phosphatase mitochondrial 1. Gene Ontology annotation, molecular function: phosphoprotein phosphatase activity; phosphatidylinositol-4,5-bisphosphate 5-phosphatase activity; phosphatidylglycerophosphatase activity. The record is from RefSeq and is a predicted model, not a curated record. Gene Ontology annotation, cellular component: mitochondrion. Bases 34 to 873 code for a protein of 279 amino acids. NCBI's taxonomy places the organism in Eukaryota, Metazoa, Chordata, Mammalia, Chiroptera, Hipposideridae. The transcript is spliced from 4 exons. Gene Ontology annotation, biological process: protein dephosphorylation.
GCCCCCGACGUCGGCGGCCCCGCCCCCGGAGCCAUGCCGCAGGGCCCAGGGUCCCCAGCCUCUAGCGCGGAGGCGGCGGGCGCCAGGCCCGAGGUCUCGGCGUCCGAGGGCCCUGCGCCGGCGGCGUCGCCUUCUCGGGAGGCUGCGGACGACUCGCAGCCCCAGUCCUCAUCGCCUUCCUGGCUCCCCUCGCGGCCGCCGACCGCGAGCCCGGCGGUGGACGGGUCGCCGCUGCGCCCGGCCGCGUGGUGCGGGAUGUCGGCCGGCGCGGUACUGGAGGCCGGCCUGGCCCGGGUUCUCUUCUACCCGACUCUGCUGUACACAGUGUUCCGCUGGAAGGUGCCGGGCCGGGCGCACCGCGACUGGUACCACCGCAUCGACCACACCGUGCUGCUGGGCGCGCUGCCGCUGCGGAACAUGACGCGCCGGCUGGUACAGGACGAGAACGUGCGGGGGGUGAUCACCAUGAACGAGAAGUAUGAGACCAGGUUCCUGUGCAACUCCUCAAAGGAGUGGAGGAGGGUAGGAGUUGAGCAGCUGCGACUCAGCACUGUAGACAUGACUGGAAUCCCAACCUUGGCUAACCUCCAGAAAGGAGUCCAGUUUGCUCUCAAGUACCAGUCACUGGGCCAGAGCGUCUACGUGCAUUGUAAGGCUGGGCGCUCCAGAAGUGCCACUAUGGUGGCAGCAUAUCUGAUUCAGGUAUACAACUGGAGUCCAGAGGAGGCUGUAAGAGCUCUCACCAAGAUCCGGUCACACGUCCACAUCAGACCUGGCCAGCUGGAAAUUCUCAAAGAGUUCCACAAGGAGAUGACUGCAAGGGCAGCAAAGGAUAAGUCAUCACACAUCACAGACAUGAAGUUUGUGGAUUAAAAAGAACUCAACAACCCUGCCGGCUACAGAAAAAAGUUUACAGAACCGAAGGGGCUUAAGCCCAGACUUGACAUAACAGAAAUGUACUAAGGAAUGGAUAAUUUUGUUUUCUUUGUCAUUUCAUUUUUCUGAAAUAACACUGUGGUAUGACUAGAAAGAUUUAGCAUGGCUUCUAUUCACAGGGUAUAGGGAAUGGGGGAUAGAGAUGAGGUUGCCUUACUUUUUAAAUAGAAAUCUAUUCUUAAAAAAUCUAUUCUAAAAAGAAAUCUAUUGUGUACCUAAUGUUGUACCUGAUGGUAUUUAGCACCAUACCUCAAAGGCAUUUAACACUAGGCAGAGAGAAGAGAAACACUCAGCUCUGGCUCUUUGCCACGGGUUCCUCAAUUCACUGGCCCCUCAGUGGAUUGGAGCAGUGAUCCUGUGUGUAGAAAAGGAAGUAUGGGAUUCAGUCAGUAUUGCAACUGACUUAGAAAUGUGUUGGGCAUUUGCUUAGUCUCCCUGAGGAAGUCACCCCUUCAGAAUUCAAAACAGACACACAUAUCCCUUCAAAAACUUUUAUUUGUAUGAACAGUUCCUAGUUCUUGACUUGGCUUAGAACUUUAAAGGAGACUUUAAAUGUUAAGAGUUUGAAAAACGUUUCUGCUAUUAAUUAAACAAUCCUUUCUACUUUUA